GGUUCCUGCUAGUGCAUAAAUAUCCCAAACCGUUUCGCAUAGCAACAAAGAAGAAUUAGCAGAGUUUGCAAUUGACAAAUAAUGAAUUUUUAGUCAAAUCAUUUGCCUGUAAACUUUGCGAAAAAUAUAAAUUUUUAAUUACAAAGCGAUGGCCACCGCAUUGGAGAACUAUGUUAACAAUGUGCGGACAAAGAGUUCCGAAGGAAACUUUCGCAUAAUGGUGGAACAACUUAAUGACUCUGUCGAGGUGCUUUCAAGGUAUUUGGACUUACUAGAUAACGUGCUGGAAACGUUGGAUUUUCAGCAGCAUUCGCUGGGCGUACUUUACGUGUUGCUAGUCAAAUUCAAUGGUGCUGCGAAUGCAAAUGCAGAUUUGCCACAAUUGUUCAACCUUUACAAAGAAUUUAUAAGUCAAUGCAACGGAGAGCAGGUCCGGUACGCUACGUAUACAUAUUAUGAUCUAUGCCACAUGUUUACAAACCUCAUCGUUGAUCACCCGUACUGCAUUCAGGGCAUUAAAGUAGUAGCACAAGCCAUCGAAAAAAUUCGUCUCUGCGACUCUCAACAAACCAGCAUUCACUCCGAUCUCUGUCAGCUGAGUUUAAAAUCAAAGUGUUUCAAAACAGCGUUAAGCUUUCUGGAUGUAGACAUUACCACCAUAUCAACUGCAUCGGAGAUACGAGGGCAAAACUCAACUGAAGCGAACAAUGACGCCAAAUAUUUUCUACUCUACUACUAUUAUGGUGGCAUGAUAUACACUGCCGUUAAAAACUUCGAUCGCGCCUUGUACUUCUUUGAAGUGUGUAUAUCAACGCCCGCUGCAGCCAUGUCUCACAUAAUGUUGGAGGCAUAUAAGAAAUUUUUACUAGUUUCUCUGAUUCUGCACGGAAAGGUUUUGCCGAUACCAAAAUAUUCAGCACAAGUGAUUUCGAGAUUUAUGAAACCGCUCGCUCAGGCUUAUCACGACUUAGCAACCGCUUACUCAACCUCAUCCAGUGAUGAACUACGAAUUGUUAUGAAUAAAUCUAGUGACACCUUUACUCGAGAUAAAAAUAUGGGUUUAGUUAAACAGGUUGUAACUUCGCUAUAUAAGAAAAAUAUACAGCGGUUAACCAAAACAUUUUUGACGCUCUCACUUUCCGACGUUGCUAGUAGAGCUCAACUUGCAGAUGCUGCCGAAGCGGAAAAAUAUAUUUUUAAUAUGAUCAAAUCAGGGGAAAUUUAUGCAACUAUAAAUAAAAAAGACGGAAUGGUGGUGUUCAAAGAUGAUCCGGAAAAAUAUAACUCCCCUGAAAUGUUCCUUAAAAUCCAAGAGGAUAUGGCACAAACGAUGGAACUAAUACGGCAAAUAAACAAAAUGGAAGAGGAGAUUUUACUGAAUCCCCUGUACGUUAAAAAAGCUUUGGGUAAUCAGGAGGAUGAACUAACGUCGCAGCAUGCAAAAUCAUUUUCAGGAGAUCCAACAGAUUGAUGAUGCCACAGAAGUGAAUGCACUCUAGCCGCGCUUUUGUCAAAUGAAAAAAACUGUACGGAAUCUGUUUCAUCUGCUUCAUGCUCAAAUGCAUUUCUUCUGUAUUCAACAAAGAAUUUGUCUGCAGCAAAACUUUGCCUAUAAAGAAUUAUUAAAGAAUUGUUUUUAAAUUCAUA
This is a messenger RNA of Rhagoletis pomonella (apple maggot), 1647 nucleotides long. RefSeq names its product COP9 signalosome complex subunit 3-like. Bases 149 to 1471 code for a protein of 440 amino acids. Gene Ontology annotation, cellular component: COP9 signalosome. The transcript is spliced from 9 exons. The record is from RefSeq and is a predicted model, not a curated record. Lineage: Eukaryota; Metazoa; Arthropoda; Insecta; Diptera; Tephritidae. Gene Ontology annotation, biological process: ubiquitin-dependent protein catabolic process.